GUGUCUGGUUGCAUCUGAUGCACAUGUUGGGAUAGUGUCCUCAACUGCAGCCACAGACCAUGAACUGCAAUCGUUGUCUAUUAGAGCCGAUUCCAAUUUGUCCGUGAAGUCAAGAGGCGAUGAUCGUGAUGUUCUUUUUCCGGGGGAAAGCUCUAUUUUCGAGGUUCAGGUUAAGGCCUACUUGUUAGAUCCCCAUCCUCGUCCCUUCUGAAUCGUAUCGUGAUGGCUGAAUAUCAGCAGCAGUCUGGUACUGGAGUUGGGGCACUUCCUUCAGUGGUUCAAGGAUUACAAGGGGCUGAAGCGAAUGCACUGCAGCUCAGAAUAAAGAAUUCAGUCUGCAAAACUGUACAAUCAAAGGUGGAUUGCAUUUUGCAAGAUGUGGAGAAGCUUACAGACAUUGAAAAACUCUACCUCUAUCUCAAGUUGCCUUCUGGACCCAGCAGUGGCAAUGAGAAAAGUGAGCAGAGCUCCAUGUCAUCAAGUCGUGCCCAGCAGAUGCACGCAUUUAGCUGGAUUCGUAACCACCUUCAGGAGCAUCCCGAAACCUCGCUGCCUAAACAGGAAGUCUUUGAUGAGUACAAGAGUUAUUGUGAUAGCCUGGGGUAUCAUGCUCUCAGUGCUGCAGACUUUGGAAAGAUCAUGAAGAACGUCUUUCCCAACAUGAAGGCGCGUCGACUUGGCAUGCGUGGCAAAUCCAAAUAUUGCUAUAGUGGACUGAGGAAAAAGACUUUUGUGCACAUGCCCUCCCUUCCCAACUUAGAUCUUCACAAAUCAGGUGAUGGGUGUGAGGUGUUUGAGCCUACUGGUCAGCUGUUUUGUGAAGAAGAUGAUGUGCGCAUGGCCUCUUGUGGUUUGGUGUGCGAAUGGGCACAGAAAGUGCUAAGUCGCCAGUUUGACAGCGUUGAGAAUCUGGCUCGGUAUCUUCUGAACAGCCACUAUAUUGGAACGAAGUCUGUUGCUGCACUUACUGUGAUGACCGGUUCCCCCUCAGGAGCAAAUAUGUCCUUGCAGUCAUCUGCAUUUGAUUCCACGGCUGAUGCACACUCAUUCCAGCCUCAGGUUAAAACCCUGGUCUCACCCUCUGUAGAUGCUAAACAGCAGUUACAGAGGAAGAUACAGAAGAAGCAGCAAGAACAAAAGCUGCAUUCUCCACUCCCAGGUGAAGCUCAGGCCAGGAGGGCAGAUGGGGUCACAACUCCUGGGGCAGGGACAUGCAUACCCUGUGGAAGUCCUGCUCUUCUCUCAUCUCAGCCUAUUGGGAUUGUGGUGGCAGCUGUUUCCAGCCCCAUUACGAUUCAGAGGAGUAGGCAGAUGACGUCUCCUAGCCUUGUUCCUGUAGCUGCUGCAGAAAGCAAAGUUCUACCUGUAAACUUUCAGGUGGUUACCCAGCCUGUGAAGCAGUGCCCAAAGACUCCUCAAAACUUCCCUGCUAGUCCAGUCAGCGACCGGUUAGCCCGUCACCGGUAUGCCCAAAUCCUGCCCAAACCAUCUGCCUCAAGUGGCAUAGCCAUGCGCUCACCAACCCUUCUCAUCACUAACAGCCCCAUCAAGACUGUAAUGUCAGCUCCCCACAUUAGUUCGGUCAACGUGGUCAAGAUGACAACCAUAUCUCUGGGGUCCAGUGGCAGUGGGAUCAUCACACCAGCAGAUACACCUACUAGUAACAAAGUCAGGCCUGCAUCUGCUGGAGUUGCCAGCCACAGCGAUGAUCUUCAACCAGUUACACGUGUUCGCAGCGGGUCAAUAGCUGCAAUGCCUUCUGUUUUGGCAAGGCCAGGACGCACAACUACCACAACACCUGUCAUUGAAACCAAGACAAAUACUAAAGCCAUAAUUGGGAGAGGUCAACCACAAGGUGGUACUAGUAGGCUGGCUGCCACUCUGGAAGCCACUGGUGGUGUACAGCAUUCAGGAUUGCUCAAACCUAGAGCGGCUAGCGUACCCACUCCUUUGAACACUAUAACAGGGACCAAAUGCAAUGGAAGGACAUUCCCUGGUGGCAAAACUCUGGCUGCUGGCAGCAAUAAUAACUCCAACACUAAUAACAGCACUUUGUACCUAAACACAACCAAUCAGACCACAAUUAGCACUCAGUCAAUCAGUGGUAAUGCAGCUGUGAUGUCACCUAAAGAUACAGUGUUUGCAUCCAAGAGCCCUCACAAGAGACCUGGCUUAUGCACUGAUUUGAGCCCAACACCUAUUAAAAAAGCCCUCAUCUCUCAACUACCUGCAGGUGGAUCUGAUGUACCUAAGGCAGAUAUAGUGGGGAAGCAAAUUUCAAGAUUGUGCACUCCAGUCAGGCCAGAAAGUGCACCAUUCACAGCAACAGGCAAAGCUACAGCAGCUCAGGUAAGGACUACUGGGUUCAAGACAGAUCGCAGGCCACAAAAUAUCUCCCAGGACAGAUGGGAAGGAUCCUCAUCAGUAAUGGAUUAUAGAGUUCAUGCCACCUCUAAAACAAACAUCUCUUGUCAGGACAUUUCAAUUGGGAAUACCAUGUGUCAGGCUGUUUGCAGGCCACGAAGCAUCUCCCAAUGUAGAUGGGAAGGAUCUUCAUCAGGUGUAGAAGGUAGAGUUGUGGUCACCCGCACUGUUAGUGCUCCAGGUCAAGCUUUGCUGCAAAAAGGAGCCAAAAACUCACAAGAUUUGCUUGUAGACCAGUCUGACUCUUCUGCAGUAUGUGAACUGAAUAGUGUGUUUUGGGAUAAUGAGCCGCAAGAUGGCUCUCAACGCCAACAACAAGAAGUUUAUGGACUACAGAUUGUGUCUGAGCAAGAGCAGAAGCAAAUGGCCACCCCAGUGAUGGAGCCCCGUCCAGUGAUUCUUCAAGCCUCUCCAAACAACCAGCAGGCUCAGAUGAGUGAAAAUGAAAGCCAGUCAAAUGUCGGCUUCUUCCCCUUUAAUGAUGAUGACAUGACCCAGGAUAGCAUUGUAGAGGAACUUGUACAAAUGGAAGAGCAGAUGAAAAUGAAUGAUAGUAUGCAACAUUUUGGCAACUGUGUGAAUAUUACACUGCAAGGCCAACAACAAACCAUGCAGAGUACCAUGAUGUCCACCCGCCAGACCAACACUCUGUACUACAGCUCAGCUCAAAGCAGUAGCACUCCAAUCCAAACACUCACCCCAACACCUACCCCAACUUCUGAGAUGAUGGGUAGUGGCCAGGGAUUGAUGCAUGAAAGCCCCUGUUCUCACAUAUUGCCUACCACUCCUGCUGACAGUGCUCUUGGAAGUAGUCGCCAUACUCCUAUUGGCACUCCACACUCGAACUGCAGCAGUAGUGUCCCACCCAGCCCUGUGGAAUGCAGGAACCCGUUUGCAUUUACUCCAAUUAACUCAAGCAUCACUGGAUUCCAUGAUGGAAGCACUCUAGUUUCCUCUAGCCCUGUCAAGCCUAUGCAAAGACCAAUGGCAACACAUCCAGAUAAAACUAAACUGGAGUGGAUGAACAGUGGCUACAGUGCCAGUGGUGGGAACUCCAAUAAUUGCAUUAGCAUUUUGCCCAGCUACCAAGAUCUGGUGGAUGACCAUUUUCGAAAGCCUCACGCCUUUGCCGUCCCAGAUCAGUCCUGUCAGUCGGAAUCCAGAAACCAUGAAACACAUAUCAGCCACUUGACACCCAUUUCCCCUGUCCAGCAACAAGUGGCAAGCAUGGCCAUUCUUAAUAAGCAGGAGGGUUUUGCUGUCCCAGCCCCCCUUGAUAACAAGGCCAGCACCACCUCCUCAGGGUCAAAUUUUCGUUGCCGCAGCGUUAGCCCAGCAGUCAGGCAGCACAACUUAAGUGGGACCCAAACACCCAAUGUCCCUCGUGCUAUGGUCUCUCCAUUCAAUUCACCUGUGACACGUGAAGCGCUCAACAUUUUCACUAACAGUGACACUAAUGCAAGUGUCAGCAGCAUUGCACAGAGGAGUCAAUCAGUUCCUCUCACCGUUAUGAUGCAGUCUGAGGUUCUACCAACGCAAGUAGGCAGCCAGCAGAGUAAUACCAAAAAUAUCACCAACAUCCUCAUCAGCAAAAUGGAUAGUAAUGGAGAUGACUCUGUACGUGGCCUCGGCAUCAACAACAUGCCCUCAAACUACACUGCCCGCAUGAAUCUCACCCAGAUUCUGGAGACCACCACCAUGUCCAGCUUCCCUGGCAGUGCCAGCCACCAAGCUAUGAACUCAACUCGUUCAUCAGCCUUUGAGUCCCGAAAGCCUGGUUACCUCAUUAAAAAUGCCAGGGAGGAGCCCAUGAGCUUCUCUUCAGUAGAAAGCAGAGCACAAUCAGCCUCAAGGCAGCACCAGCCACCACAGCAGCAGCACUUAGGCAGGCGGCAGCUCCUUAGGCAGGAUCAGCAGAGUCAGGACAUGCUGUUGCCUCUACAGCAAAACCUUCAACAUCAGCACCAGCAAUGCUUGGAUUUAGACAACACUGUUAAAAAUCUUCUAAAUGAGGAAGGCUUGAAUGCUGGCUCACAGCUCUUGGGCCAAGGAUCAGAACUCAGUGCUGGGGCUUCAGUGUUUCCCAGCAAAAUGCGACUAAACUCUGAGCUCUCCAGUUGCAUAAAUGAUUUAAAUAAUUUGGACACCAACCUUCUUUUUGACCCCAGUCAACAGCAAGGACAAUAUGAAGACUCAACACUGGAAGAACUGAAGAAUGACCCACUUUUUCAACAGAUUUGUAAUGAGACUGUGAAUUCUGCUGGCUUUGACUGGUUGGAGAGCAAAGACCAGGCAACAGUGGAAAUGUUGGGUUAAUUUGUACUUUUGUAUUGUUUUAAUAUUUGGAAAUGUUUUAUGUAUGUAUUUUUUAAAUCUAAUCUAUGUCUGUAUUCACUUAUGUGCAACACCCUACAGUAAGUCCCUGGAUAUCAUGACACAGGUCCAUAUUGAAGUGGCAGGCUGAACAAAAAUGUAUCUUUCAAGAAUGCUCAGCCUUUAUCAAAAUGGUUUGACAGUCUAAUUUGUCACCUUCUCUCCUGCACCAUUUUUACAAAGAAGACCCAUCUCAGUUUUUAUGCCUCAACAUCUUUUGUUUUGGACUUAAAAACACAUACUUGUGUUGAGAUUUCACCAGCUGUAUGACGUGCUGUGCCUCAUUCAAUUAGCUUUUUCAAGCUAUUAACAUGAAAUCGGUGCUUCCAUUUGCAGACAAGUGACAGCUUUGACUUUUUUUUAUAUACUGUAUAUAUUUGUAUUGUGCUUCAGUAAAUAAUACAGAUGGGUCUGACCCACUUAGGAAUAAUAUGUGAAGUGCAAAAAGGGAAGAUCACAAGCUAUGUUAAGCUUUCAGGUGAUGUUUAAAGAAAUUCACAAUAUUAACUUAAAAUACAGCAGCUUAUACCCGCAGCAGCUCCUCUUAAAGUUAUAAUUAAUUGCACACCAAUAUCCAAUAUUAGAAUUUGUCAUAUAAACCCAAAGUAAGAUCAAUUAAAUUUGAGCUUUAUUCUUAACUAGUAUGUCAAUUAGGAAAAAUGCAUUUAUUUGCACAAAAUAUUUUUUUAUGUUGGGUGGAUGCUUUAAUGCUCAAAAUGAAUAAAUGAGUGCACUUUUGGUUUGUAAAGUUCUAUGUUCUACUAAUUAACAAAAGUGAAAUCUAUAAAAAAGAUCAAUAUUGACCCAAUGAGAGAGUGUUUAUGUGACAUACGCUUGCUUCCCUAUACCUCAGGUUUCCCCAACUUUAAGUGAAUGAUUUAAGGGGAUUAAUCUGAUUAUCCCCAACAGGUUGGGUUUGAUUUAUACACAAUCAUUGAAAACUAAUUGCACUGAUUAUAGCUCUAGCUAGCACCUUUUAUAUUCUAUUUGCAACAUGACUAUGGUUGAGGAAAGUUGUACAGUUCUUGUUUGGAAGUAAUGGAAUGGAAGUAUUAGAAGCACCAAUGGCGGUAAGAGCAACUAUUUAAACCAAAAGGCCGAAGUGGAGUUUUGUCAUGGAAAACAAAAUAUUUUAGGAAAGCUCUAUCAAAACUUUAUCCCAACUGUUUGUUUUGUUAUUUACUAUGCAUGUAUGAGGCUCAGAAAUAGAUAAUUUUGAACCUGCAUUGUAUUAAGUUCCCCUCCAAUUGAUGUUUAUCAUUCAGCAGUUUGCAUAAAUGAGAUUCAGUUAUUGUAAGAUCUAAGUAUAUGCUCUUGUGCACCAAAUAGACUAUUAGACAUGAAGUUUGUGGAGGAUUUUCAGAAUGCACUUGCCUCAUUUUGCCAUUUUUCAAUUACGUUUCUCUACUUGAGCAACUUGAUUUGUGAUGAAGAGGCUGUUCCCUCUAAUUAAAUAUUUUUCACAACUCACAAAAACUGAGAAACUAAAAUAGCCAAAUUUUAUUAGUAGUAAUAAAUGAGCUCUGUGUGGACCCUGGGUAGCUCAGCGAGUAUUGACGCUGACUACCACCCCUGGAGUCGCGAGUUAAAAUCCAGUGCAGGCUGAGUGAUGCCAGCCAGGUCUCCUAAGCAAAGAAAUUUGCCAGGUUGCUGGGGGGUAGAGUCACAUGGGGUAACCUCCUUGUGGUCGCGAUUUAGUGGUUCUCACUCUCAAUGGAUCGCGUGGUAGCAUGAGCCCCCAAAUGCUGUGAUUCUCCGUGGUGUCAUGCACGAUGAGCCAUGUAAUAAGAUGCACGGCUUGACGGUCUCAGAAACAGAGGCAACUGGGACUUGUCCUCCGCCACCCGGAUUGAGGUGAGUAACAGCACCACAAUGAGGACCAACCUGGUGGGAAUUGGGCAUUCCAAAUUGGGAGAAAAGGGGAUAAAAUAAAUAAAUUAGCUCUGUGCAAAUUUCAUCAGACAGACCCCUGCCAUUUUCUAUUCAAAUUUAUUUCAAAAGGGCCAUUACUGUACCAUGUUGUAGGCUACUUAAGUACUUUAUAUGCUUUCAAAACAUCAGAAUGUAAGAUCCACUUUUUUGCUGAGUGUGGUAGAUAUUGAAGUCCAUCUUAGCCUUACUUCCAUACCAAAGAACAGCUUUGAUAUUAUUGAGAAAUAUUUUGAAGGAUUAACUUUUUAGUUUCAUCACCUUCAAAUGUAUAUCUCCUCCCAGCUUUUAAAGUACUUUUAUAUUUUCAGAAAUAUCACCCAUACUGGUUCAAAUUGGGCCAAGAUUGGGGGUUGAGCAGGGAGUCUAUUUUGUGAAUAAUUGUGUAAUUUGCAUAGCACUUAAACUUUAUUUACAGAUCAUGCCAUACUAAAUUGUCAUGGUAUAAUUUGGUAAUGCUUUAUAGCAGGGGAUUAAUGCAGUGGACUAUUGAAGUUCCAUUUGUUUUGAUGCUCUGUAAAUAUGCUCCAUUUAUAAAAUAAAAAAGACUAUACCAACUUGACUAAUAUUCAUAUUGAUAAUAUGACUGUGAUGAUGGUGGUCAAUAAACCCAAACAAAUGAGUCUUUUUUUAUUAUUAUUAUUGAGCCAAUGAAUAGUAUUAGUAUCUCUUGUAUAAAUAUAGUUUGUUUGAGUUUUCAUUUUCAAACAUUUUGUCUUUGUUCACACCCUCAUGUUUAUUUUUAUUUGGCUUCCAGGUUUUUUUUUUUUUAAAUAGCAUUUUGCCUUCUUGCAGCAGAAUGUGCUUUUGUGUGAGAAUAUAGCAUGGAUUUUUAAAUAUGUGUUUAUAGUAACCAAUUGCAUAUCUUUUUGUCAUGGGCAGCGAUCUAACAGAAACACUGGAAAUGUAAUUACUGAAAAUUCACGAAAGCUGGAGGUUCAUUGUAUUGCACUAAUUUCUCAUAUGAGUUAAGGCUUUGAGAAUAAACAUAAACCCCCAGUAUACCGUUUCAAGGGGGGGUUCAAGAGAUUCAUUUAGUAUUGAAUUUCCUUGUGUUUUUGAGCCCUUUGAUCUUGAGUGAGAAGUUCUCAUGAGUGAAAGCAAUUAAACAGUUUAAGCACAAAUAUUUAAAGAAUCAAACCUUUAUUACAUCAUCAAUCAUUAUUGUGCAUUUGUUCACUGUACAUAAUUGCCAUGACGCUUUGCGGUAACCGUAGUAUUUCUGUGCAUCAGAAGGGAAU
Messenger RNA from Xyrauchen texanus (razorback sucker), 7967 nucleotides. Its product is annotated as DNA-binding protein RFX7-like. Gene Ontology annotation, biological process: regulation of transcription by RNA polymerase II. Gene Ontology annotation, molecular function: RNA polymerase II cis-regulatory region sequence-specific DNA binding; DNA-binding transcription factor activity, RNA polymerase II-specific. Lineage: Eukaryota; Metazoa; Chordata; Actinopteri; Cypriniformes; Catostomidae. The coding region runs from base 223 to 4740 and encodes 1505 amino acids. The transcript has 9 exons. The record is from RefSeq and is a predicted model, not a curated record.